UGGCAUAAAAGCCGGGCUCCUGGCUCUGUCGCCUCAGUCUCCAGGCGGUGGCGUGGAGAUGGCGUUCCGCGGCAGGAGGCCGGAGCACGGCGGGCCCCCGGAGCUGUUUUACGACAAGAAUGAAGCCCGGAAAUACGUGCGCAACUCACGAAUGAUUGAUGUCCAGACCAAGAUGGCUGGGCGAGCAUUGGAGCUCCUUUGUCUGCCCGAGGGUCAGCCCUGUUACCUGUUGGAUAUUGGCUGUGGUUCUGGGCUGAGUGGAGAUUAUCUCUCAGAUGAAGGGCACUACUGGGUGGGCAUCGACAUUAGCCCUGCCAUGCUGGAUGCAGCCUUGGACCGAGACACUGAGGGAGACCUGCUUCUGGGGGACAUGGGCCAAGGCAUCCCCUUCAAACCAGGCUCCUUUGAUGGUUGUAUCAGCAUUUCUGCUAUACAGUGGCUCUGUAAUGCAAACAAGAAGUCUGACAUCCCUGCAAAGCGCCUGUACUGCUUUUUUUCUUCGCUUUACUCUGUGCUGGUUCGUGGAGCCCGGGCUGUCCUGCAGCUAUACCCGGAGAACUCCGAGCAGUUGGAGCUGAUUACAAUCCAGGCCACCAAGGCUGGCUUCACUGGUGGCGUGGUUGUGGACUUCCCCAAUAGCGCCAAGGCAAAGAAGUUCUACCUCUGCUUGUUUUCUGGGCCUUCGACCUUUAUGCCAAAGCCCCUGAAUGAGAGUAACGAGAGUAAUGAGGAAGAGGAGGUCCAGGAGUCCGUGUUCACAAGAGAGAGGAUCCCAUACAGGAUCGCGUGCCGCGGGGUGGUAAGGAAGAGCCGUGAGUGGGUGCUGGAGAAGAAGGAACGCCGUAGGCGGCAGGGCAAGGAGGUCAGACCUGACACCCAGUACACCGGCCGCAAGCGCAAGCCCCGCUUCUAGGUGGUUUGCUUAGGCUGCACGCGGUUAUUACAGGCGAGAAGUUUUCUCUGUUGAAGUGCCUACAUCCGUCAGCUGACAAAAAUAUUGUUUUAGAAAAGUUUUCAUGUUCUAACAGUUUCUCUUCACUUAACAAAAGUUUUAAUAGCAUCUUAUUUUGUUCUAAAAGCAAUAAACCACUUCCUGUGGAA
Messenger RNA from Nyctereutes procyonoides (raccoon dog), 1101 nucleotides. It is a transcript of the gene BUD23, whose product is annotated as BUD23 rRNA methyltransferase and ribosome maturation factor. The record is from RefSeq and is a predicted model, not a curated record. The coding region runs from base 59 to 913 and encodes 284 amino acids. Gene Ontology annotation, molecular function: rRNA (guanine) methyltransferase activity. Lineage: Eukaryota; Metazoa; Chordata; Mammalia; Carnivora; Canidae. The transcript is spliced from 12 exons. Gene Ontology annotation, biological process: rRNA (guanine-N7)-methylation. Gene Ontology annotation, cellular component: nucleolus.